Molecule: messenger RNA, 829 nt
Organism: Pezoporus flaviventris
Lineage: Eukaryota; Metazoa; Chordata; Aves; Psittaciformes; Psittacidae
Exons: 8
Coding region: 182-829 (215 amino acids)
Source: RefSeq, a predicted model, not a curated record
CUAAGUAUCCUGUUUGGUUUCCUAAUCUGUGAUUAUUCAGGAAAUAUAAGAUGGUUUGGAUAUUUUUUUUCUUCUUACAGGGCGUCCCUUGAAAGAUAGUGCUCUGAUUAAGCAGGCACUGAAACUCCUUUACAGCAACACGUCACUCUACAGGAAUCCUAAAUGCUGGAGUACCCUCGUUAUGAUCUUGGGCAGUAGCAAUUUUCUGGGAAAAAGAGGGCACCUACGUCCCGUAUUCCUGAGAGAGCCACCACUUGACUUCCAAAAGGGGGUGCUUGCUGCCAGUUGUGGCCCUUUGAAGGAACUGAAGGCAAAAAUUAACGUUUCUUUACCACCUUCUAUUUUCUCUCCUGAUUUACACCAAGAGGCUUGUCUUAUUGUCGCGGUACAAGCAAUACAACAGAUGGUUUUUUGUGAUCUUCCAUACUUGACUUCCUUCUUAGAGAUAGCCCUGGCUUUUGGGAGUAACUUUUGGGCUUUGAGGCUGUUAUUGGACCAUCUUUCCUGUGAUGAAAACGUUCUCGAUGGCACUGUCAACCUGAUGUUGAGAGAUCUACAUUGUCAGAAAGCAACAAUGCUAAAGCUGUGGCAAAACCUUGGUCCCCUGUAUGUGGGUGAAUUCCUUUGCCUGUUCCUGACUUGCAGACAUCAGAAGAUGCAAUCCGUUGGCCUCUUGAGUCUGAGUAUUAUCACAGAGAAUCUGCAUGUGUGUCCUUGGGCAAAGCAUCUUUGCAACUUCUUUCACAAUGCACGACUGAAGAACCUGCCCCUUGGCGCUGCAGCUCAUCACGAAAUCUCGAAGUUCACGAGCCUGUUUGAGAAAGAAUAA